AUGUCUUUCCAUCGUGCCUUCGCCCGAGUCGUCUGCAACUACAACAAGAGUAUAGAAGGCUCCGUCCCCUGGUAUCAAGUGAAGCGUGAGAAGUCGCCAUUCCAACAGGUGUGGGAUGAAGUCUUCACACCAAUUUGGUUCAAGCUUGUCAAGGGACCAUAUGAACGUUGGGAGUACAACGCACUGGUCGCCCGUUACAGAGGCAUGGGCAUCAUGGCUGAUGACGCGAUGAAUGACAAGGAUAUGAUCGUUGAACGAGCGCUUGAUAUCAUUCCUGAGGACAUCCGUAUACAGAGAUAUAGGCGUAUGAUGAGAGGCGCGGUCUUGGCCGGUCGUAAGCUCCAUCUCCCACUAGAACUCCAAAACUACGAUCCUAUGGUGCCCUACAUGGCCCCUUAUAUCGAGGAAGCCAAGUUCCAAAUGCAGGAAGAACAGGAGCUGCUGGCUUACCAUCCUUGGGAUCGGCGACUAUACACCGCAGGCGUCUCUGGUUUUGGCGAGACUUCGAUGCAUUCGACCUUCUUGACUAUGUAG
Messenger RNA from Perkinsus marinus ATCC 50983, 534 nucleotides. RefSeq names its product ubiquinol-cytochrome C reductase complex 14kD subunit, putative. Bases 1 to 534 code for a protein of 177 amino acids. The transcript has 6 exons. The record is from RefSeq and is a predicted model, not a curated record. Gene Ontology annotation, biological process: mitochondrial electron transport, ubiquinol to cytochrome c. NCBI's taxonomy places the organism in Eukaryota, Perkinsozoa, Perkinsida, Perkinsidae.